AUGUUUGUUAAAAUAGAAAAACAUGAUGCCAAGUAUCUUUUUGACACUCUAAUUUCAGUUUUAGAAAAUCAGGGAAUAGACCCAAAAUUUUGCAGAUGUCAGUCUUAUGACAAUGCGGCUAAUAUGAGCGGAGUGUAUUCGGGAGUACAAACUAGAUUUAGGGAAAUCAACAGCGCAGCCACUUGGGUACCAUGUGGAGCUCAUAGUCUUAAUCUAGUUGGCACAGCGGCGGCAGAAAGCUGCUUAGAAGCUGUAAAAUUUUUUGAAAUUUUGCAAUCGCUCUACAAUUUCUUUGCAGCGUCCCCUCAAAGAUGGUCUAAACUAAGGUCUUUGGGAAGUAAAAUUUCUGUAAAAAGACUUUCAGAGACCAGAUGGUCAGCACGUUAUGAGGCUGUAAAAACAUUAUGUGCCCAUUAUGAUGAUAUACGUGGUAUUCUUACAAAUAUUUCAACUAGUGAAGGUAUGAAACCUACAACAGUGAUUGAGGCACAAACCUUAAUCCAUCAAAUGAAUACUUUGGAGAUGGUAUUACUCACAGUUAUUUGGGAAGAUCUACUAAAACACGUCGAUAUUGUAAAUAAAUCUCUUCAAGAACCUGGCAUCGAGUUUAACACGAUGGUGCGACUUUACGACAGUUUAAUUCAAUAUUUAUCUCACUGCAGAACUGAGGACAUGUAUAAUAGCUAUUAUCUUAAGGCAAAAGCCCUUGCACCAGAUUCAGAAUUUAAAGAAUCCGAAACUAGAGUUCGUAAGAGAAAACGACAGUUCGAUGAAGGGCCAGAUGAGACUCCCUCUCGCAGUGCCAAAGAUUCCUUUAAGAUUAAUGUUUUUUUUAUUGUUCUGGAUGUGCUUUGCGCUGAAAUGACAAAGAGACGCACUGCGUAUACCAGCCUUUAUGACACAUUUAGUUUUCUUACGGAUAAUACACUGACCGAGGACAUUAUCAAGGUUAAGGCUCAAGCUCUGGUAAAAAUGUAUCCGUCUGACUUAGAAGAAAACUUUGUUGAUGAGUAUUUGAUUUUUUCAAAUUUGUACCCCAAAACCACCUCUAUAACGGAUCUCAUCAAAUUACAAAUAAAGGAUAAACUUGUGUCAAGUUUCCCAAAUGUUAAUAUUGCAUUGCGCAUAUACCUUUCGAUAUUGGGUUCGAAUGCAGAAGGAGAAAGAUCAUUCUCCAAGUUGAAGCUUAUAAAAAAUUUUAUGCGUUCAACUAUGGGUCAAGAGAGAACUUCGUCACUGGGCCUUCUGUGUAUUGAAAGUGAUGUCGCUCGCGGCAUUAAUUUUGAAGAUAUAAUACACGAAUUCGCUGUGUCAAAAUCCCGAAAAAAGGAGUUAUUUUUAGGAUCUACUUAG
Messenger RNA from Stegodyphus dumicola, 1353 nucleotides. RefSeq names its product zinc finger MYM-type protein 1-like. The record is from RefSeq and is a predicted model, not a curated record. Gene Ontology annotation, molecular function: protein dimerization activity. NCBI's taxonomy places the organism in Eukaryota, Metazoa, Arthropoda, Arachnida, Araneae, Eresidae.